Messenger RNA from Lodderomyces orthopsilosis Co 90-125, 480 nucleotides. RefSeq names its product Spc19p (gene SPC19). Gene Ontology annotation, cellular component: spindle microtubule; DASH complex. Bases 1 to 480 code for a protein of 159 amino acids. NCBI's taxonomy places the organism in Eukaryota, Fungi, Ascomycota, Pichiomycetes, Serinales, Debaryomycetaceae. The record is from RefSeq and is a predicted model, not a curated record. Gene Ontology annotation, biological process: attachment of spindle microtubules to kinetochore. The transcript has a single exon.
AUGCCACUGCCCCCUUCUUAUCACCCAUACAACAAUUUACAGAACUGCAACAACUCCAUAAAGGAGUCAAUUGAACUCCUACGAAACUCAAACCAAAAACUAAAGGAAUCCACUGGUGACAGUUCACGUUUGAAAUAUAUAUUGUCAACAAAGAAAAUAUUUGGUUUAGUACCUGAGUUGGACUUGGAUGAUGCAAAACAAAGUUAUUCGGAGACCAUUACCCCACAAGUGAAUAAAAGAUUUGUAAAGCUUAAAGAGGAAACCAACCGGUUGGAGCUAAGGCUGAAGGAAUUGGCUCAAGAACUCAAUUUGGCAAGAGAAAGGCUUAAUAGCUAUCGCAGUGGACGAGAAGCUUGGGAACUAAACACAGAAGAGCUACUGCAGGACCCAAGAUACGAUAGACAAAAAUUGAAGAGAUUGAAAGAUUUACAAAAUAUGAGAUCAAGAUUGCAAUUUAAUGUCAAUUUGAUGCAGUCAUAA